Messenger RNA from Cydia splendana, 1065 nucleotides. RefSeq names its product acyl-CoA Delta-9 desaturase-like. The record is from RefSeq and is a predicted model, not a curated record. Gene Ontology annotation, cellular component: endoplasmic reticulum membrane. The transcript has 4 exons. Gene Ontology annotation, molecular function: stearoyl-CoA 9-desaturase activity; iron ion binding. Gene Ontology annotation, biological process: unsaturated fatty acid biosynthetic process. Bases 1 to 1065 code for a protein of 354 amino acids. NCBI's taxonomy places the organism in Eukaryota, Metazoa, Arthropoda, Insecta, Lepidoptera, Tortricidae.
AUGGCACCUCAAGAGACGGACGCGAAUGGUGUGCUUUUCGAGCAUGACGCGGAGACGGAGGACGCGGCCCUGGCGAAGACUCCGAUCCAGCAAGCCGGAGACGAAGAGUGGGACAACAGAUACGUGAAGCAUAUCCUCCUCUACGGCGCACUGCUGUACACAGCCGGGCUGUAUGGAGGCUACCUGUUCCUGGUGUCGGCAAAAUGGCAAACGAGUAUAUUCACCAUCUUCUUGUAUGUGGCGUCGAUAAUGGGUGCAAUAGCGGGAGCCCACAGGCUCUGGUGCCACAGGGCCUACAAGGCUAAAUGGCCUCUUCAACUCAUCCUUAUGAUCUUGCAAACUAGUUCUCUCCAGUACUCUGUGAUAUCUUGGGUGCACGACCACCGCAUGCACCACAAAUACGUGGACACGGACGCCGAUCCGUACAAUGCCACGCGAGGAUUCUUCUUCUCCCACAUGGGCUGGCUGAUGAUGGAGAAACAUCCGGAGUUCGAACGCAAGAGCAAGAGGAUGGACCUUAGUGACGUUGAAUCUAACCCCAUAUUGCACUUCCAGCGAAAAUAUUACGCAAUACUAGUCCCGAUUAUUUGCUUCACCCUCCCCACUGUUACCCCGGUCUACUUCUGGAACGAGACCUGGACAAACGCCUUCUUCGUGCCCGUGUUGUUCCGCCACUUCUGCACAUACAACGCCGUUGCUUUGACCAACUCCGCUCUCCACAAAUGGGGGUACAGGCCCUACGACAAAACCAUGAUGUCUACAGAAAUUAGUUUUCUCUCUCCGAUAUUAUUUGGAGAAAACAACCAUAACUACCAUCACGCCUUUCCUUGGGAUUAUAGGACGUCAGAACUUGGCGAUGGCAUGUUUACGUUGACUACGGCGUUCAUAGAAUUCUUCGCGAAAAUUGGCUGGGCUUAUGACCUGAAGACCAUCUCUGAUGACGUCAUUCGGAAGCGUGUUAUGCGUACUGGAGAUGGAUCGCACCAAAUUUGGGGAUGGGGUGACAAGGACCAAACUAAAGAAGAGGUGGCAACAGCUGUAAGAUUAUACCCUAAACAUGAUUAA